AUGGCAAGCACUUCAGCAGUCGUCGUCGAGGUGCCUCGUCGUGGAUUAGCACGUAGACUUCCCGAUCCGGCUAGUAAAAAUUACGUGCUCCAUGAUGCUGGAUCACCGUCGACCGCCCGUGCAGAAAAGAAGCAAGGAAUAAUUGGUGGGAAUUGCGUAGUCGACGAAAAUACUUUUCAAACUACGUUGGAGUACUUCCUUGCUUCGUUAUGUGAUCUACAACGAGCGGUGACAGCGGAUCGAUUUGGUUUACGUUAUUCCAAAUCGUUAGGAAGAGGAAAAAUGGCUGUAAAAACACGGCUAAUAUUUCGGUUUUACGUUUUUCUGUGCUGCUAUAAGGGAAGAGAAUGUCCAAGUAAUCCUGAAGUCACCGAACUCCUCUCAAAACUCGAACACUGCCGAUUUACGACGCGUGAUGUGGUGCAGUCGCAUCCAAAUAUUAUUCUUUCAGUUCUUAAAGAAAUGUUCAUGAAUCUACCGCCAGUGUUUGAAAAUGAAGAAUUUUUGAGUCUUUCACAAUCUGCUUCUCCGGAACUAGUGAUUUGCUAUUUAAGCAGUUCAAUCGAUGCUCUACCAUUGCCAAAUCGUCAGCGAGCUUAUCUUCUAUGUUGUUCGCUACGAAAUUUACUCGAUUUUACGUCACAUCGAGGAGAAUCCCUAACUGAUCUUCUAAUGCUUUUCACUCCGGUGCUUUUCCCAAGGUGCACAAACACUACGGAAGUAUUCCUGAGAGCGUGUCGAGCGUUGCUAGUGAUGAUCGAACAAAACCAUCUAGUUUUCAAGAAAUCAUUCUCAUCAUCCGGAAUUGAGGAGGACUUCUUAGGAGAUUUGUUGAACUCUUUGGAUUGUCUUCAAUUCGUCGACGUUGAUGGUGGUGGUAGUUGGCCAGAAAUGGAUGCACCAAUCUGUGAUGAUGAGCCUGUAAUCGAAAGAGUGCCACUGAAAGACUCUCAACCUUACUAUACUCUUGCAUAUUGUGACUAA
Necator americanus (New World hookworm) is the source of this 984-nucleotide messenger RNA. RefSeq lists its product as uncharacterized. Bases 1 to 984 code for a protein of 327 amino acids. The record is from RefSeq and is a predicted model, not a curated record. NCBI's taxonomy places the organism in Eukaryota, Metazoa, Nematoda, Chromadorea, Rhabditida, Ancylostomatidae. The transcript is spliced from 9 exons.